GAUACUGAUUUGAAAAAGGGAACUGCCACGAAACACGGUUUGGCUCAUUAUUCUGGACAAUAAUUUGGUGAUAAACGUUACAUUGUUGAUGGUUAAAUUCGAAAAUGCGUUCCAUUUUCAUUUUUAGUGCCUUCAUUUUAUUUUACUGCAAUGAAUGUGCCUCGACCAAAAAUGUCAUUCUCAUAUACGAUAAAGUGGAAACGACAACAUACGACAUGGAUCAGUUAACAACAAGCGUCAAAAAUAUUGCUACUGGAUUAUUCUCUAACGAUCGAUUGGAUAUGCGUUUCAAAAUAGUAUUUCCAUAUAAAUCAUACAUGGUGGAAAUUGAGGGUUCCCCACAGGCGAAACCACAGAGUAACCAUUACCGCAUAAGAAACCCGUCAACAUUGAAAAGCCUUCUAACACAAUUACGAGAAUCCUCUCCACGUUCUGUGAUCUUUGUAAUCACAAAUAUUACAACACUUUCUGAUGUGACCCAAAUGCACGACAUAUUAGAAUACAUACAAAUUAGAAGAACAGAGGUCAACUUUAUUAUAGAAAAAAAGGACAGUUUUCAAGGUAAUUCUCUUCAACACUACUUAUCAAUCACUUCUAUAAGCAACGGGCUUAUACAUUCAAGUUCGAUUCAAUUCAACCAGAUCUCAGAUUCGUUGCGUCAUUGGUUGAAAUCUCUUCCACACAAAGUAAACCAGAUACCAAUACAUCACAGCGAUUCAGGGGAAUACUGCAUCACGUUGGAUUCACUUUUGAGAGACACAACAUUAUACAUUGGUAGCAGUUUGGAUGACUGCGAGUAUGAGAUGCAAUUAAAAAAACCUUAUAUGGAAUUACAAUUGACAUUUCAAGAGGAUGGAGUGCAUUUAGAAAGGAUUUAUGCCUCUAAGCCUUGCUUCAUGAUAAGGAAAAACCUCAAAAAUCUAGAUUACCUAUCUUUUUACAAUUUCCGCGUCUUUGGCCAGAGUAGAUUUGACAUUGAUUACGGAUUCUCCAAAGAUCCAGUUAGUUCAUUGGAAGAAACACGUACAAGACCAAUCAAAGGAACAUUCAACAGACUCUACGUAACUUCGACCAGCAGUAAUUUCCAAGCUACAUUUGAUUACUUCAGAAUACGCUUCCUCAAUGGUACAUAUUUUCAAAACAAAAUUCCUCUUUAUCAUGUACCAGAGACUAAUCUCUUCGAUGGACCAUUUGAACCACCAAACAAAGAAUAUUUCUUCAUAGAAGUCACAGGUCAUGUAAAUGGAGAAGCAGUCACUCGAAUGUCAUCGACCGCUAUGAAUGCUGCUGAUCAAAUCGAAAACAAUCCCAUAAAUUCCGAAUUGAACGACAACACGGACAUGAGCUAUCUUAACUUGAAAAUGAUUUUCUUGUUGAUCGCAUUUUCUAGUUUAGCUGCAGUUUUACUUUGCCAAUUCUUCAGGUACAUCGAAUGUUUCACAAAAACACCCGAGACACCUGCAGAAUUGCAAAUAUCUCAUCGUAAAGCGGUACCAAACUUUUACCAGCCGGUGGUCGCUUACAAAGCUCCAAAAUAGACAACUUUGUCGAAUUGAUUCAUUUUUAAAAAGUCGAGGGUUUCAUGAUAAUGAAAAUUUAUCACGAAUUAUUUUUGAAUUUAAGCUAAUUGUAAGUUAACGAAUUAUUAUUAUUUUGAUUAAGUAUAGGUAUUUUAAAACAGACCUAGGCAUAAUCUAAAGUAGCGAUAAAUUUUAGUUUGUGGAUAUAUAGGUAUAUUUCCUGAGAAAAAAAUACAUAUUUUAAGACAAAAUCAACAUAA
This is a messenger RNA of Planococcus citri (citrus mealybug), 1780 nucleotides long. RefSeq names its product hemicentin-1-like. Bases 105 to 1538 code for a protein of 477 amino acids. The transcript has 8 exons. Lineage: Eukaryota; Metazoa; Arthropoda; Insecta; Hemiptera; Pseudococcidae. The record is from RefSeq and is a predicted model, not a curated record.